GUAAUCUCAAUGUAAAAAGUUGACUCAAAUGUGUGCAUAAUUGUGAGAAAUAUAGUGUUGAAGAAAAUAUGGCAUGUCUUAAUAAUUUAAAAUCAGAAAUUAAAACUCUUGAAAAACUCUUCCCGAAAAAUCAUGAACGAUUUGCUGUAAUUAACGCCAGUGUAGACGAAUUAACGUGUCGUUUCAUAACAAAAAAUGGCAAGAAAUUUGAUAUUCAUGCUAAUAUUACUGAAACAUACCCAUCAACACCGCCAGUUUGGUUUGCGGACAUUGAGGAACCGAUUAUUACGAAUGCAAUUCAAUUACUUAGCAAUACAAGUGGACUAGAUAACCAUGUUAUAAAUCAAGCUAGGAUAUUGUUAGGAGAGCUCUGUACCAUACACGCCUGCCCAUUACCGAACGAAGUUCAUCAGCUCAAUACGUUCCAUUCGAUGCCAACGAGUUCCAAUCAUCAUGUGAGUAAUAAUGGUAAAACGCCAGUAAAGCAUCAUCAAGAUGAGAUCGAUACUGAUCCCGAAGAAUUAGAGGAUGUUGUAGGCGAAAGUGAAGAAUCUGAUCCAGAAGAGGAUUUACCGUUAGAAUUAGACGAAGGUAGAGGCUCUAAUAAAAAGGAUGAGAUGGAAGUUGAGCACUUAGCGACGUUAGAGAGAUUAAGACAAACACAGAGACAAGACUACUUGCGGGGAAGCGUAUCGGGCAGCGUCCAAGCAACAGAUCGUCUAAUGAAAGAACUUCGUGAUAUUUAUCGUUCCGAUUCAUUUAAGCGAAAUAUCUACUCAAUAGAGCUAGUUAAUGACUCAAUUUAUGAGUGGAACAUUCGCUUAAUGUCUGUUGAUCCUGAUAGUCCGCUACAUAAUGAUUUGCUAAUGCUUAAAGAGAAGGAGGGAAAAGAUAGCAUUCUACUAAAUAUCAUAUUUAAAGAGACGUAUCCAUUCGAGCCACCCUUCGUUCGUGUUGUUCAUCCCAUCAUAUCAGGUGGUUACGUGUUACUCGGUGGGGCAAUUUGCAUGGAAUUAUUGACAAAGCAGGGCUGGAGCUCAGCAUAUACAGUAGAAGCUCUUAUUAUGCAAAUCUCAGCAACCUUAGUGAAAGGAAAAGCGCGUAUACAAUUCGGAGCUACAAAGGGUCAAUAUAGUUUGGCACGCGCCCAACAAAGCUUUAAAUCUCUGGUCCAGAUUCAUGAGAAAAAUGGAUGGUUUACGCCACCAAAAGAAGAUGGAUAAAAAAAUUGGACAAGAACUAAUGAACACUCAUUCCCAUUUCAAUCAAAUACAAUUUUUUUACAUACAAGAAAAAAAAGCAUAAUUAAAAAAAUGAGGAAACAAUAUAAAAAAG
Molecule: messenger RNA, 1335 nt
Organism: Chironomus riparius
Lineage: Eukaryota; Metazoa; Arthropoda; Insecta; Diptera; Chironomidae
Source: the annotation of a GenBank genome assembly